AUGGAUGCGGAGAGUUCAACGGCGGCGUCGAGCAGUAGAUCUGGCGGUGGAGCAUCGGCAGAUUCGUACAUCGGUAGCUUAAUAAGCUUGACAUCGAAAAGUGAGAUCAGGUAUGAGGGCAUACUCUACAACAUUAACACUGAAGAGUCCAGCAUCGGCCUCCGCAACGUGAGAUCAUUUGGAACCGAAGGACGGAAAAAGGAUGGCCCACAAGUCCCUCCUGGCGACAAAAUCUAUGAAUACAUACUGUUUCGAGGAAGUGAUAUUAAGGAUUUGCAGGUGAAAUCGUCUCCUCCCAUUCAAACUACACCACCUAUAAACAAUAUAAACAAUGAUCCAGCCAUUAUUCAGUCUCACUAUCCUCAUCCAGCAACCACAUCAACAAGCUUGCCCACAGCUCCUAGUGGGUCUUUGACUGAUCUUGGUUCCCAUUCUGCACAUUUGGGACAUCCUGGGUCAGCUCUUCAAAGUGGUCUGCCUUUAUAUCAACCGGGGGGGAACUUGAACUCUUGGGGCCCUUCUCCUCCAAAUGCAAAUGGUAGUGGGCUAGCUAUGCCAAUGUAUUGGCAGGGGUUCUAUGGUGCACCAAGCGGUAUGCCUCAACUGCCCCAGCAAUCCUUGCUUCGACCACCUAUGGGGCUGUCAAUGCCUCCUCCCACCAUGCAACAGAUGCAGUAUUCUGGUAUCACAACAUCUUUACAGACAGGAGCAUCGAGCUUACCAGGAUCUAAUUUAAACGAUUAUAAUUCUCCUGUGGUUCCCAACAAUUCUAGUUCUGUUAAUGUUAACUCCAAUUCUUUGCCUUUUAGUGUUCCUCCACUGCAGCCCAUUUCACUGGCAUCUGAAACAAUAACAAACCUGUUACCAAACAAAGCUCCUAUAUCUGCCAUCCCUAUGUUAGCACCAAGUUCUAACUUGCCAUCUUCAGCUCCUGUAUCUACAUCAAUUCCUGACAACGCUGGUGCACCUUCAGUCGCUAGCAAUCUUGCAAAAUAUGUCCCAACACCCUUGACACAACAUACCAUGUCUCAUCUUGCAACCUCUGUUUCUGGGUCAUCCAGCCUAGGUCUUUUAGAAACAUCCACACCUUCACUUGUAACCCCAAGGCAGCUAUUGCAGUCUGGACCACCUCCGUCGUCUUCAACUCAGUCUUUGCAAACAGCUCAAAAAGAUGUGGAAGUAGUUCAAGCGUCACCUAAGCCAUCAUCAGAACAGCCAGUUCGGGUGGCCACUGAAUCUCAACCGCCAAUAUUACCUUUACCACCGAGCACGCGAGCCCAUAAGCCAAAUGGAGCUAGUUAUCACAUGCGUAAUAAUUACAGAGGGCGUGGCGGAAGAGGAACUGGGAUUCCUGGCCGUGUGACAAAAUUUACUGAAGAUUUUGAUUUUAUGGCAAUGAAUGAAAAAUUCAAUAAGGAUGAAGUAUGGGGUCAUCUGGGUAAAAGUAACAAAUCCCAGUCUAAGGAAGAGAAUGAAAAUGGCAGCGAUGAAGAUGAUGAUUCACGUGAUGAAGAUGACGCUGAACUGCCAAAGAUUGAGAUCACGUCUGUUUACAAAAAGGAUGACUUUUUUGACUCCAUUUCUUCUAAUGCCCUGGACAAUGAGUCAAAUCAUGGAAGGACUAGGUAUUCAGAGCAAAUGAAGUUAGAUACCGAGACGUUUGGAGAUUUCUCAAGGUAUCGUGGUGGUCAAGGAGGUCGUGGCCCUCGUGGUGGUGGUCGGUUUCGAGGCUCUUACUAUGGAAGGGGGGGUUAUGCUGGUGGUGGAUAUGGUGGCUAUGUUGGUAGGGGCCGUGGUCGAGGUUUUUCAAAUCGUACCUCUUAA
Messenger RNA from Fraxinus pennsylvanica, 1824 nucleotides. Lineage: Eukaryota; Viridiplantae; Streptophyta; Magnoliopsida; Lamiales; Oleaceae. The record is from the annotation of a GenBank genome assembly.